Molecule: messenger RNA, 1184 nt
Organism: Moneuplotes crassus
Lineage: Eukaryota; Ciliophora; Spirotrichea; Euplotida; Euplotidae
Source: the annotation of a GenBank genome assembly
AGAUUUUAAAGUAAUAUGGGGAUAAAGAACUUGAUGAAGAUUAUCAAUGAUAAAGCACCAGAUUCAGUUAAAAGCAAGCAGCUUAAGUCACUAAACGGCUACACUCUUGCUUGUGACGCCUCACUUUCUAUAUAUCAGAACCUGGUCUCGACUAUUAGUGCGAGGCAUGCUGGAGUCCAUGAACUGAAGGACGAUGAAGGCAACCUUACAGGACACUUAAUCGGGCUCUUUAACAGAACUUUGAUGCUUCUAGAGAAUGGUAUCAGGCCUGUAUGGGUUUUUGAUGGAAAACCUCCAGAUUUGAAAUCCCUUGAACUUGACAAACGUAAACAAAGUAAAGAGUUUGCAGAAGAACAGAAAAAAGAAGCCCUUGAAGAAGGAAAUGCAGAACUUGCAAAGAAGAUGGCUGGAAGAAGUGUCAGAAUUACAAAGAAAAUGAUAGAAGAUGCUAAGACAAUGCUGAUAUAUAUGGGAUGCCCUAUAGUAGAAGCCCCUUGUGAAGCAGAAGCACAGUGAUCAGAACUAGUAAAAGCAGGCAAAGCUUUUGCUACUUGUACUGAAGAUAUGGAUGCUCUUACUUUUGGAUCUAAAAAUCUUAUCCGAAAUGUAAACUCUAAAGGCGAACCUAUCAUACAAAUCAACCUAAAGGAAAUGCUAGAUGCAUUUGAGAUGACUAUGGAAGAAUUUAUUGACUUAUGCAUCCUCUGUGGAUGAGAUUACACCCAAAGUAUCAAAGGAAUUGGUCCAUCUACUGCAUUUAAGAUGAUGAAAAAUCACGGCUCGAUUGAAAAGAUAUUAGAAACAAUAAAAACUGAUUCCAAACUAAGGAAGAAGCAUCAUAUCCCUGAUCCUUUCUUAUAUGAAGAGGCUAGGGAGCUAUUCAAAAACCAUGAUGUUAGAAAAGCAGAAGAAAUAAAGUUUAAAUGGCAGCCAGUCAACGAGAAAGCUUUAUUUGAAUUCUUGGUCCAUGAGAAAAAGUUUUUGGAUAAAAGAGUUGAAGAAGGAAUUAAAAAGAUUAAGAGACAUAAGGAUAAGCCAAAUCAGACCAGAUUGGAUGGAUUCUUUAAGAAGCCCACUGCUCCAAAACCUGAAGCUAAAAAAGUGAGUCCCAAAGAGAAGGUUCAAAAGAAAGGCAUCAGCUAAGGGGACAUUUAAAAAGAGGAAGAAGGUCGUUGAAGAAGAUG